AUGACACAUCCUUGUUUUGAAGAAGACCGUCCAGGUAACUCUGACGGACUCAUCUCUCUCGUUGUUCCUCUCUCUUCCCUGUUUGUUUUUGGUUUCUUAUUAUUCUCUACUGCUUCGAAUUUGAAAGAGAAGAGGGAUAAAAAGUCCCUUCGAAAAUUCUCCAUUGCAUCGUUGGAAUUCAAUGAAAGCUUCUGGGUUCAAUCAAAUUACGAGAUAGUAAUGAAUUUCCAGCAGCUGCUUGCUGGUGUAGGACAUGGUAAAAUGGUGGAUGUUCAAUUGAAGGGAAGUGCUUGUAGGAUUAAGAAGUGUGCCUUCGAGUUGCUGUCGAUUGGGAGCGAUCUGAUGAACGACGGUCAGUCGUCGUGGGACUUGUUGGGAAGGGAUCUGCGCCUGAAAUCCACAUUCUUGUAUUGUGAUCUUAAUCAGAUGAUCUCUUGUGCACCAAGGGAUCAGAAGAGGGCCCUCACAGAACUUGCCAACAAAUUGUUUUGCUCCAUUGAAGAGUUGGAUCAUGCAAUGAAAAUUCGUAGCGUUCCUUUAACCCAAGAUCGAUACAAUCAGGCUGCUGUCGUCUUACAGGAGGUGAUCGCUCUUGCGCCUUAA
This is a messenger RNA of Prunus armeniaca (apricot), 603 nucleotides long. Lineage: Eukaryota; Viridiplantae; Streptophyta; Magnoliopsida; Rosales; Rosaceae. The record is from the annotation of a GenBank genome assembly.